This is a messenger RNA of Gastrolobium bilobum, 2129 nucleotides long. RefSeq lists its product as uncharacterized. The record is from RefSeq and is a predicted model, not a curated record. NCBI's taxonomy places the organism in Eukaryota, Viridiplantae, Streptophyta, Magnoliopsida, Fabales, Fabaceae. The coding region runs from base 1 to 1974 and encodes 657 amino acids. The transcript is spliced from 12 exons.
AUGGUUCAGCUAUGUUUCGUUCUGGAUCUGCGAAGCUUGGCACCUCCAUUGCUAAGACAUUUAAACCAGUCGCUGCUUCAACUCGCUAAUUUCUAUGCCAUUUCAAGUUCGUCCUCGUCGCCAGGGUGCAAAUCAGCCACUCUCGGUGAUAAGAUUGGUUUGUGCUACGUCAUCAAGAAUCGCUUAUCUUUUUCUGACGAGUUGAUAAUCGCGUACAGUCCCACCGGAAACUUCAACCUACGCGAUUUCCACCACGCUGUUAACAAUUUGCCCUCCGAUGCCUUUCUGCCUGAUAUUGAUAACAUUUCCGGUGCUCUCUCAUCUUCAGAUGUAAUGAUUUCAAGUGUUUUGAAUGAACGAGUAUUGUAUUCGUGGCAAGGUAAAGAUAUUGAGAAGAAAGUAAUAGUCAUAACUUCGACCUUGCCUGAAGAUGUGGACUCUACAAUGCAAAAGAGCCUCAUGGACGCUGCAGAUAAAUGCGUUUCGGUUGAUUUUGCUGUAUUUCAGCAAAAGUCAAGCCAUCUGACUAAUACGUGUGAAAACAUCAACAAAUUUCGUCGUUGCAUUUCUCAUCUUGAUAAUUGCUCAGUUCAGACCUAUAUCCCAGAUUUCAGAGUAUUCCACAGCCUGGUUAAAAGAUGGCUGGAGGUUUUGAAAGAUGACAUGGAGGAGCCGCUGCUAGCUCGUCUCAUUUUCAAGGACGAUCUGCUAGAUUCUGUGAACCAUAUAUUCUGCGACCUGUUUGCACCAAUUAAUCGAAUAACCAACAGCUUCAGUGAAUGUCAGACAUGCAGAUGUCAUGGCAUUCCUUUUGAGGAUGCUGAAAAAAAUUUCCACAAACUUUCUUGUCCAGUCACUGGCUGCAAUCUGGAAACAUGUGAUGUUAUUGAAAAUUCUGUUCAAGUUGGGGAUAAAACUAUUCUGUUUCUCCCCUCAUUCCAUAAUUCUCUGAAGCUCCUGCAAAUUACUUCGCCAAUUAACAUAACUGUUGCUGAGAGGAUAAACUUGGCUUCUCUUGAUGAAGGUCUUAUAAUGGGGGCUUCCUUUGUUGUGCUUCCAUCACCUUAUCAUGUGACCGAAACCACUUCAGAUGAUGCUGAUCAGUCAGACGUGAAUGCUCAACUUUUUCAAGGCCUUUCUAGUGUUCUACAUUCAAUGGAACAAGGUUUGCUAUGCUCUUCAAAUUGUGAUUUAGAAACAAUGGCAGAGGCUCCUUAUGAUUGCUAUUAUAUUCUGCAGCCAUCCGAUAAUGGACCAAUGCUUAUGAGGCGCCUUGCAGGGGCAGAAGAAGUCCUAGGAUUUCCUGACAAUCGAUUAGUUGAUUCAUCAGUCAAUAAGGAAAUUGAGAACUCUGUUCAAGCCUGUUUGCUAAAGAUCGAUCUAACAGACUAUGAUCCAUUGCUGCAUGAAAGAGGCUUUCAUCAAAAACUAAAUUUGCUUGUCAAAGAAAGCUUACAAUUGGGGUCAGUAUCUUCUAAAUUGGAAGGUGCAUCUUCUCAACUAAGCUCUAGUCAACAACCUUCGCCGGAGGUGAUUGGGAGAGCAGAAUCAGCCAUUGAUGUCAUAGUUGUGGAUGAAGAAACUUUGCCGUUGGAUAUUACGGAUCAAGACGACAAAACCAUGGCCUGUAUUACGGAAGAAUGGAAGCAAUUGGUUGUAAACGAAGACCCCAAGUUGUACUCUCCAUCUUGUAUGUCCAAAGCCAAGUUUGAUCAAUCAAGUGCAUCACCACGAGAUGGUAAUAGGCAGCUAGACAGGGAAACUUCAAGGAUUUUGGAGAGAUUGGAGGUUCCGAGGCCGUUAAAAGCAAAGACGGCAUCUCCUGCUACAAAUGCAAGUUGCAUGAAAAAUACAAGAGUUUCCACAAAAAUGCCUCUUAUACCAUUCCAGCCAACUCAAGGUACAGAACAAGGCUUGGUCGGCAGCCAGUUAAUGAAACCAAAUUUCCAGAGGCAGAAAAGGAAACAUAAAUGAAAAGAAGGCAACCCCACGUGUUUCACGAAAACUAUUCUUCAAAAGUCGAUAAGGUGAGUGUAUUUCUUUUCCCAUUUUUUUUUUUUUUUUUUUUAUGAAAGUUAAGAUGAGGAAUAGUUUCGUGGAGAGGAUAGGAUAAAUGUAAGAUAUGAUAU